This is a messenger RNA of Marchantia polymorpha subsp. ruderalis, 2483 nucleotides long. The record is from the annotation of a GenBank genome assembly. NCBI's taxonomy places the organism in Eukaryota, Viridiplantae, Streptophyta, Marchantiopsida, Marchantiales, Marchantiaceae.
ACGUGUGUGGCGGACUCGACAGCACAGCCUCGCAGUGUCCGCCGCGGAGCCAGCCGCUAAAGGUUUAGCGGCUCCAACAACGACGGACAGUGUUCCUCAUUCUGAGGGUCGCCCGGCCCCGCGCCAUUUCAGCAGAGCAGAGCAGAGGAGCGUAGCGCAGCGCAGCAGCGCAGGCGGACGAGUCGAGUCGAUCGAGCUCCUCCUGCUCCUCCUCCUCCUCCUUCUCCCUCUCCUUCUUCCGCUCCGGGCGCAUUCCUUGCUUCACUUCGCCCGCGCCUUCCUUGCCUCUCAUUGAUAGAAGACGAGCGAGGCAUCGUCGCAUCACCUGCUGCUGCUGCUGCUGCUGCUUCCGCUGCUGCUUCCGCUGCUCGCGAGUUUCGUAAACUCUCGUUGAUCCGAGAAGUACAGAUUGUCGACUCGCUGCGGCUGCCUGAGAUCAAAUUUUUGAAGUAGGAGGGAGCCAUGGCAGCUGCAAGUGCCGUGGUCGGAGCUACAUUUCAGGGACUCAGAGCAGUCGAUGCUCCUGCGGUGUCCGAGGUUUCUCGUUUGAGAGCGAGCAAUGUGUCCACUUCUUCUGCGCAGCUCCGAUUUGGAGCCAGGAGAGCUGGAGCAAGGGCAAUGGCAGCAACAGUCACCGCACCCAAGAGAGAGACAGACCCGAAGAAGAGAGUGGUGAUCACAGGCAUGGGCGUCGUCUCAGUCUUCGGAAAUGACGUCGAUGUCUUUUACGACAAACUCCUGGAAGGGCAGAGCGGAAUUUCUCUCAUCGAUAGAUUCGACGCUUCCAGCUUCCCUACCAAAUUUGGUGGUCAAAUUCGCGGAUUCAGUUCACAAGGCUACAUUGAUGGCAAGAAUGACCGACGAUUGGACGACUGUCUUAGAUAUUGUUUGGUCAGUGGACAGAAGGCAUUGGAGCACGCGGGUUUGGGUGGAGAGAACUUGAACCAGGUUGACAAACAACGAGUUGGCGUUUUGGUUGGAACUGGUAUGGGUGGAUUGUCUGUCUUCUCUGACGGAGUUCAAGCUCUUAUUGAGAAGGGUUACAAGAGAAUUACACCAUUUUUCAUUCCCUACGCCAUCACCAACAUGGCGUCUGCUCUUCUGGCUAUCGAAUUGGGUUUAAUGGGGCCGAAUUACUCCAUCUCCACCGCGUGUGCUACCUCCAACUACUGUUUCUAUGCUGCUGCCAACCACAUUCGAAGGGGCGAGGCUGAUAUCAUGGUCGCCGGCGGUACAGAAGCGGCGAUCAUUCCUGUUGGAUUGGGUGGCUUCGUUGCAUGUCGUGCUCUGUCUACAAGGAAUGAUGAUCCUCAAACCGCAUCCAGGCCCUGGGACAAGGACCGUGAAGGCUUUGUUAUGGGAGAGGGUGCUGGUGUAUUGGUUAUGGAAAGUCUGGAGCAUGCUUUGAAAAGAGGAGCACCGAUCCUUGCAGAGUAUCUUGGAGGUGCUGUAAACUGUGACGCAUACCAUAUGACUGACCCUCGUGCGGAUGGGCUUGGUGUUUCGUCUUGUAUUGAGAGAAGUCUUGAAGAUGCCGGUGUAUCGCCAGAGGAGGUCAACUACAUUAACGCCCAUGCUACGUCCACAAUAGUUGGGGACUUGGCAGAAGUUAACGCCUUGAAGAAAGUCUUCAAGGAUAGCUCAGAAAUCAAGAUGAACGCCACAAAGUCUAUGAUUGGGCACUGUUUGGGUGCCGCCGGAGGACUUGAAGCUAUUGCUACCAUUAAAGCGAUCAACACUGGCUGGUUGCAUCCCACCAUCAAUCAAUUCAACCCCGAACCGGCUGUUACUUUCGAUACCGUUGCAAAUGUGAAGAAACAACACGAGAUUAACGUUGGUAUUUCCAACUCGUUCGGGUUUGGAGGUCAUAACUCGUGUGUUGUUUUCGGGCCUUACAAGGGAUGAGCUAGCAGGAAAAUUACUAGAGGUCCAGUUUUAUAUUCUUUGGUUCAUCGACCAUGAGCUUAGUUGCAAGGGAAAAGCGGAGAGUAGGGUCUAGGACGUGGGGUCGCAAAAGAAUCUCCACAUCAAUGAAUCCGGCCAAAUCAAGAGCAUUUUCUUCGUGUUGGUUAGCCUAUUUUGCUCUCGCAAAGUGUUAGACGUAGUUCUUAGGUUUAGAAGAGCUACCAACAUAUUUUUGAAUGAUUGGAGAGCCAAGCUUUACUUCAUAGAGAGAAAGCUAAUGAAUCAUUGCCACGAAACAACCAGACAUGGACUACUAUCCCGCAGGUGCCUGAUUCAUACGGUUGAUGUUGUGAGCGCAACACGUGGGCUGCACAUUUGCCAUUGUUUAAAUACUGGCAGCGUUAUACAGAUACUGGGACGUUUGCAACGGGCCUUCCUGCCGUGUGUUGUUCCUGACUACCGUAGGGCAACCGACUUUUAGAGAUGCUCCUAAGUUCAAGGUCGAUUCUGCGAAAAUUGCUUUGGUCGACCUGAAAUCUGACUCCAAUUCUGAAAUAAAUGCUGUUACGUGACAUUCU